GGUUCCUGUGGUAAGGGCUCAAACAAAGAUGGCGGCUCGUUUGCCUCCUAAAACUCUCAACUUCAAACAGUUUCUGGUCAGACGGCAAGUACUAACACUGUAUCGUGAGAUAAUGAAAACUUUAAAGGAAGUACCGAAUGCCCAACACAGAGAAGACCUCAAGGUCUGGGCAAGAGAUGAGUUCAAACAAAAUAAAAAUGAGAAAGAUGAGGCAUCAAUACAGCACAUGAUAUAUCAUGGACAACAGAUACUAAAAGAAAUUGCCAGUUCCUUAGCAAUGGCAAAAUGAUAGUGGAAAUCUUCGCUGGAAAAUUAUGCAAUGUCUUCGGGACUACUGACAUGCUCGUGUUCACAUGAAACUGGCGUCAACUAUUUCUUUAUAUUUUAUUAUGUCUUUCUUGUUUUUCAAUCUGUUUCAUGGUGUGCCCACAAGUCUUUGAUCUAUUUUGGGUUUAAUUUGCAAACCAGCAUUUGGGAUAAGACAGCAGUACUGCAAUUAUGAACACUGAUAAACACUGAGGAAUGACACUUAAGUAUUUUUCUUUAGGUACCAAGUUGGAAGUCACUCAUUUGACAUUGAUAACCUGGUUAGAAAGAUGUGAUAGACAAGCAUAUCUAACUAGCCAAUUAGGUGCCAGAAAUGACUCAUUCAUGAACACGGGGGGGGAGGGGGGUGGGGGGAAUUUUCAGGUAUGCUUAUUUUAUUUUUUAGAGGAAAAAGUCAGUGAUUUGACAUCUUUUAGGGUCUUAAAAUGACUCCAAAACUCAAAAAACAAACCUGGUUUUUGGGCUUUAUCAAUAAAACUCUGAGGUGACUCAUCUCGUACAAGAUUCGCAGUACAAGAUCUCGCAGAUUUUUUGAAGAAUGUUUUCUGUUUCUAGAUCGAUCCUAGCCUGUUUUGAUAUAUCAUGUUAAAGUUAUCAACCGGACUGCAAUUCAGUCAAUAAAGUAAACAAAUUGUGAGCGUA
Actinia tenebrosa (Australian red waratah sea anemone) is the source of this 969-nucleotide messenger RNA. Its product is annotated as LYR motif-containing protein 2. The record is from RefSeq and is a predicted model, not a curated record. Gene Ontology annotation, cellular component: mitochondrion. NCBI's taxonomy places the organism in Eukaryota, Metazoa, Cnidaria, Anthozoa, Actiniaria, Actiniidae.